AUGACUGAGAGACUGAGCGUGCAGAGCACAGAAAGGGUACGGAAAUGCCCAGUUCCAACAAUCACAUGGAUGAAGGUUAAUGGUUAUAUUCCUAGUAAGUCACGUCUGCGUAAAUCUCAGGCAGUACUGGAAAUACCCAACGUGCAGCUGGACGAUGCAGGCAUAUAUGAGUGCAGAGCUGAAAACUCACGUGGAAAAAAUACCUUUCGUGGACAGUUGCAAGUAUACACAUAUCCACACUUGGUAGAAAAACUGAAUGAUACUCAGUUAGACAGUGGGAGCCAUCUGCGAUGGGAAUGUAAGGCUACUGGAAAACCCAGACCCACCUACCGCUGGCUGAAGAAUGGAGUACCCCUCUUGCUUCAGAGUAGGGUUGAGAUGGUUAAUGGAGUAUUGAUGAUCCACAACGUGAAUCAAUCAGAUGCUGGAAUGUAUCAGUGUUUGGCCGAAAAUAAAUAUGGAACCAUUUAUGCAAGUGCUGAGCUGAAGAUUUUAGCUUCAGCUCCCACUUUUGCACUGAAUCAACUGAGGAAAACAAUAAUUAUUCCCAAAGACCAAGAAGUCAUCAUAGAGUGCAAACCUCAAGGAUCUCCAAAACCAACUAUCUCUUGGAAGAAGGGAGACAAAGCAGUUAGAGAGAAUAAAAGGUUAGAAGUCUAUUUCAUAAUUUAA
This is a messenger RNA of Capra hircus (goat), 672 nucleotides long. RefSeq names its product contactin-5-like. The coding region runs from base 1 to 672 and encodes 223 amino acids. Gene Ontology annotation, biological process: cell-cell adhesion; brain development. NCBI's taxonomy places the organism in Eukaryota, Metazoa, Chordata, Mammalia, Artiodactyla, Bovidae. Gene Ontology annotation, molecular function: cell-cell adhesion mediator activity. The transcript has 5 exons. The record is from RefSeq and is a predicted model, not a curated record.